AACAAAAAAAAUUUAACAAAAUUUAGAGCUCUCAAUUUUCAUCAUGUCUAUUAAAACAAGCAGCAAAAUUUACCUUUUUCUUGUUUUUCUGCAUCUAUUAAUAGUACUAUCUUAUGAAGAACAACAAUUGGGGGGAUGUAAUUUUUUUGAAGGAAGUUGGAUUUUUGAUGAAUCUUAUCCAAUUUAUGAUUCUUUAAAGUGUCCAUUUAUAGCCCAAGGUCUUAAUUGCAUCAAAAAUGGAAGAAAAGAUAAUUUUUAUCUCAAAUAUAGAUGGCAGCCUACUGAUUGUGACCUCCCCAGGUUCAAUGGUGAGGUUUUCUUGAAAAACUUGAGAGGGAAAAAGUUCAUGUUUGUGGGGGAUUCCUUGAGCAAUAACCAGUGGCAAUCACUAGCAUGCAUGCUUCAUGCUGCAGUUCCAAAUUCUAACUACACAUUGGACAUAACAGAGAACCGUUCCGUUCUCUCGUUCCCGGAGUUUGAGUUCACAGUCACAUUCUUGAAAGAUGGAUUUCUCGUUGACCUAGUGGUCGAGGAAGCAGGACGAGUUCUCAAGCUUGACUCUCUCAGCAGGAGUGAACAGUGGAAAGGAGUUGAUUUCUUAAUCUUCAACAGCUACCAUUGGUGGAUACAUACUGGACGUCAACAAACGUGGGAUUAUUUCCAAGUUGGUGACAAACUCUACAAGGAGAUGGACCAUAUGGAAGCAUAUAAGAUUGCUUUAACUACUUGGGCUAAUUGGGUUGAUUCCAACAUUUAUCCUGCUGAGACUAAAGUGUUCUUCCAAGGAAUUUCUGCUGUUCAUUAUCGUGGCAAGGAUUGGGAUGAACCAAAGGUGAAGGACUGCAGUAAACAAACAAAGCCAAUAGAGGGAUCAACUUAUCCAGGUGAAAGAUAUCCAGGAGAGGCAGUGGUGAAGAGUGUCCUAAGUAACAUGACAAAACCUGUCAAUUUACUUGACAUUACACUGCUUACACAACUACGAAAAGACGGACACCCCUCGAGAAUUGCCAGUGGCGCUUCAUUGGACUGCAGCCACUGGUGUGUAGCUGGUGUUCCAGAUGCUUGGAAUGAACUAUUGUACACAAUCUUGCUCCAGAAAUGAUUUUUGAAGCUAGUGUAUUGAAUCUUGAAUCUCAAUUUUCAUAAAUAAAAUGGAAGUUGAUGGCUAGAUG
Molecule: messenger RNA, 1172 nt
Organism: Solanum dulcamara
Lineage: Eukaryota; Viridiplantae; Streptophyta; Magnoliopsida; Solanales; Solanaceae
Product: protein trichome birefringence-like 42
Exons: 5
Coding region: 44-1102 (352 amino acids)
Cellular component (GO): Golgi apparatus
Molecular function (GO): O-acetyltransferase activity
Source: RefSeq, a predicted model, not a curated record